Messenger RNA from Tarenaya hassleriana, 1394 nucleotides. Its product is annotated as protein SPOROCYTELESS. Gene Ontology annotation, molecular function: DNA-binding transcription factor activity. The record is from RefSeq and is a predicted model, not a curated record. Lineage: Eukaryota; Viridiplantae; Streptophyta; Magnoliopsida; Brassicales; Cleomaceae. The coding region runs from base 33 to 998 and encodes 321 amino acids. The transcript is spliced from 3 exons.
CCCCCCCCCCCCGGCGAUCAUCGUCAACAACAAUGGCUACUCCCCUCUUCUUCAUGGCGGCAGAUCAAAACCCAGCUGCAAAACCACCGGGAGUACUACUUCCCCUAAACACCCAUGUGGUCGGAACCGGCGAGAUCCGGUCGGAGCCUCCGAGGAGCCGUGGUCGAAAACCAGGCUCCAAAGCGGCUCUGAACCAGAAGAAGAUCAGGCAACGAGGGAUGGGCGUGGCUCAGCUCGAGCGUCUCAGGGAGCAAGAAGAGAAGAAAAUGGCGGAUACGUCGUCGUCCACAAUGUCAAACCCUAAUACCCGUUUGCCCGUACUCGACCCGGUCGUCUUCGGUUCUUUUCCUGUGCUGCAGGGCCUACCGAGCUGCGGUGGACCCGCAAUUUGCCCCGUUCCGGUGGUGCCCAAGAUCACCGGGAGCUUCAGCAGGUUUGCUGGGUUCUGUUGUGGAACCGGGUCUGGUCAGAUUCUGAUCGACCCGGCCCCGGUUUAUUCGUCGGAGACUUGGGGUUUUGCUGAGACCUCGAAAGAGCUCUCUUCAAUGCCAAAACCACAUUUAUAUAACUGCUCCGAUCGCUGCGAGGUUUGCUUCAAGAAGAAACGUCACGGCGGGAUUAGCAAAUACGGGAUGAUAUCUCCGAUGAACGGCCACGAUGCGCCGGUAUUUGUCCAAGAGAGGAAUAUUCCCAGAAUAGGCUAUGAUCAUAGCGAUGGAUAUCUUGCAAGAGCAACACUCCCUCCUGGUUCGCUAAAUUGCUCCAAUCCAUGUGUUAAUGAGGGAUCAAUGGAGAUGCUGGGGAGCUACGUGAGAGGAAACCCUAGAAAUGGAGGGCAUAUCCCGCCCAAGGAGUACGAGUUUUUCCCGGGAAAAUAUGAGAAUUUCUCGGGAAAAUAUGGGCAAAUGGCAUAUACCAGGGAGAUGGAAGCUCCAGAAAUUUCAGUAAGCGAUUGCAUCACAGACACAUCCGCCAUUGAUUUGUCCUUGAAGCUUUAAAUGUCACACGAUGACUUCAACUUUUUUCUUAAUCUUCGUGUUUUGCUAUUGAAUUGGAGCAAAGGUAAUGCAGGAGAGAGGGAGGGGAAAGGGAGGGGGAAAAAAAAAACCUUUUUCGGUGUAUGCGUUUUAAGACUGAAACAAAAGAAAAACAUCAGCUUUUCCAUUACCCUUUCGGUUGUUAAUCUCAAAACCCUAACCAGAACGCUGAAACAUAUGUUCUGUUCCAUUCCUAAAGGCGUUUCAUCAAUCUCUCUCUAUCUGGGCCGUGUCAGAUCUUCAAGCCUUGUUCCUGUCCAAGUGUUCUUUAGUUAGUAUGAUACUUCAUGUUAUGAUCAAAUCUCUAAUUGGGUCUAAGGAAACAUCGCCUUUCUCAUGGAACUCAGAUUCGGUUUC